AUGUUCGCGAACGAACGCGGGGCUUCGCCGGGAUCUGGUUACAUCCGCCUGCACGGAAUGCACCUGCAGCGGCCAUCAUGGGAGGCGGAGCUACAGCCACUGGAGGGAGUGACAGGCGUGGUAGAGGUGGUGGUGUUUGACAUGAGUGUGCGGCACCGGAUUGGGUACCGCUGGCGAAACAGCAGCAGCACAGACACGACGCCGUUCGCCCAUGCAGACAACGGGGAGGAGGAGGGCAGCGGGCCCCUCUUCUUCUGCUGCACCAAGGAGCUCGAGCCUCUCACCGGGUGCACUGUGGGCCGCCUGAUAGUGCGACGAGAGGCACAUGAGCCUGAUUGGCCGCGGGUCCUAGAGGCCCAGUUCAUGGGCAACAGCUCACUCACAGCAGAGCUGAGUGAAACCGUGCACGUCCCACGGGCCGGCUUUGUGUAUGUGUGGCUGGCCAUGUGCGACAAGAACCUGGACAACACCAAGGUGUUUGGGCACACGGAGUGGUGGGCGCACGGUAAAUGUCUUUCUUCCCUCACUUCCCCACCUUCCUCACGCCUCCCUCUCGUCCCAUUCCUUUGUCUCCUUCAACACCCUUCCCCUGUUCCACCCUCUCACCCCCCUCCUAUGUCGUCCUUCUCGGCCUCCCUCGUUUCCCAUGCCCCCUCCCCUCCACCUCUAUGCCCUCCUCUAUCUCACCUGGCGCCCCCAGUUCGGCCCAGCAUGGCACUCCCUCAUCGUCAACUCCCCCGCCCCCAUACCACCCCCUCCCCCGCCCCUCCCUUCUCCCAGCUCUACGCCCUCCUCUGUCUCGCCUGGCGCCCCCAGUUCGGCUCAGCCUGGCACUCCCUCGAUCGCAACUCACUCCCUCACUUCCUCACCCUCCUCCUCCUCACGCUUCCCUCUCAUUGUCCCGUGCCCCCUCUGUUCCCCCCUUCCCCCCUUACCCCUCCCAGCUCCAAACCUGCCUCUAUCUUGCCUGGCGGCCCCAGUUCGGCCCAGCCUGGCACUCCCUCAUUGUCAAAACAUGAUACCCCCUGCCUUCACAUUCACCCGCCCCCACCCUUUCCCCCCCCUAUUCCCUCCCAGCUCUCCACCCUCCUCUAUUUUGCCUGGCGCCCCCAGUUUGGCCCAGCCUGGCACUCCCUCGAUCGCAACUCACUCGCUCACUUCCUCACCUUCCUCCUCCUCCUCUCCCUCCUCUCCUCCCUCACCACCCUCUGCGACCUCCUCCUCCUCUGCACCACGGGGCACCGAUUCGUUAUAGUCACGCUCGCUGCAGUGACAGUGGGGGUCCUGCAGGGGCUGCUGCUGAGGGGAGUGCUGGUGGGGGUGGCGGUGGGCGUUGGCACGCUGCUGCCGAAAGUGGGGGUGAUUCCUGGCAAGGUGGACCACACGUCUCUUACCCCACUCAUCCUUAUCUUUCCCUGCCAGGCGCUCAUACCAGCAGCCCUGUACGCGCUCAUACCAGCAGCCCUGUACGUGCUAGUGGCGGGAACAUGUGAGGGAAUGAGGAACGUGGGGCAGGUGGACGACUGGGGCAGUGGUGAGCUCGUGGCUCUGCACUCCCCUCUUGUGCUCAUGGACCUCUGUCUCGCUGCGUGGCUCGUCCCGACCGCUCGUGCUACGGAGGCGCAGGUGAGGCGUGGCAAUCUGUUGGGGCACGAAGACAUGUGGCUGGGGCACGAAGACAUGUGGCUGGGGCACGAAGACAUGUGGCUGGGGCAGCGGAUAGCACGUGGCUCUGCGCACGCCUCUUGUGCUCAUGGACCUCUGUCUUGCUGCGUGGCUCGUCCCGACCGCUCGUGCUACCAAGGAGCAGGUGAGGAGCUGCAGUAUGGGUGGAACAUGGGCACGUGUGACUGCUACCACUGCGUGUGGGCUGCUGCUGCUGCUGCUACCAAGGAGCAGGUAGGAGAUGGCAAUGUGGCUCUGCACUCCGCCCUCGUGCUAGUGGACCUGCUUCUUGCUGCCUGGCUCAUCCCGGCUGCUUAUGCCACCAUCCAAGGCGCCGCUGGUAAGAAAUUGCAGUGUGGGUGGGCUGGGCAGGACAAGCGGAUGUGUGGCUGA
Messenger RNA from Closterium sp. Naga37s-1, 2058 nucleotides. NCBI's taxonomy places the organism in Eukaryota, Viridiplantae, Streptophyta, Zygnematophyceae, Desmidiales, Closteriaceae. The record is from the annotation of a GenBank genome assembly.